AUGGUGGACCCACAUACGGGAGGGCCCGAACCCCCUCCCACAAACACCGGAGAAAACCCCACCAGCUUCUCAGUCGAGGACUUCCAGCCUCGCGUACCGAUCGAGCCGCUUCCUGAGUCUCGCAAAAGAACACGGAGCGAUGGUGCCUUCACACCAGUGGAAAGUACAGGCCGGGUUACCACCAGGGAAGUGUGGAAGCUCAUCGACAGCCUGAAGUUAAUCAUCCACCACCAAACUGCACUCAUCGAAUCCACUAAGACCGAGAUCGAGGAGGUCAAACACGACCAGAAUGUCCUUCGUGACCAGAAUGAGAAGCUCUACGAGGAAAUCAGAGCUAUGCGAGCUCAAAUCGACGCACUCCCACCAGCACCUGCGUCCAGAACAUGGGCAACAGUUGCGGCCAGCAGCAACGUUGCCCCUCCUCAACAAACCGACUCGCGGCCAGACAGGGACCUGAACUGCUAA
Molecule: messenger RNA, 465 nt
Organism: Penicillium roqueforti
Lineage: Eukaryota; Fungi; Ascomycota; Eurotiomycetes; Eurotiales; Aspergillaceae
Exons: 2
Coding region: 1-465 (154 amino acids)
Source: RefSeq, a predicted model, not a curated record